Naegleria gruberi is the source of this 1647-nucleotide messenger RNA. RefSeq lists its product as uncharacterized. The transcript is spliced from 3 exons. NCBI's taxonomy places the organism in Eukaryota, Heterolobosea, Eutetramitea, Acrasida, Naegleriidae. Bases 1 to 1647 code for a protein of 548 amino acids. The record is from RefSeq and is a predicted model, not a curated record.
AUGUCCUCAAACCUAUUUUCACAACCAUUCAUGCCUCUGAGUGGUACAUCCUCUAAUGUAUCCCAAUCAGUUGCAUCAUCUUCAGCACCAACUUUGAAAAAAAGACGAAACUCUGCAAUUAUGCAACAUUUCGAAUUGGAAAAGGAGAAUUUAGAAGAAAGUAUAACUGGCAACAAUAGUGGUCCUUCUUCAAAGUUUAGAUCUUCAUUCAAUUUUACAAAUCCCAAUGAAAAAGCUAAACCAAAUUUGGGUAAGAGAAGAGCUUCCCUUCCAGAAGAUAAGAUUUGCCUUCAGUUGGAAGAUAUCGUAGAAGCACCUGGACAUUUCAUGACUAGUGAUCCGAUAUUCGAUAUUUUCAAGAAGAUUUCUCAAUACAUGACAGAUAAGGAUUGUUUCGAAUCGUCACUUUCGUUAGCUUGUUCAAGUGCUAGAGAAGCUGUUUUGCAAACACAUUUCCUUGGAAAACCUUCGAUUAUUAAUAAUUAUUUGAAGAAUUGGAUUGUUUCAAAAACAUAUCAAGAUCAUUCAAGAAAGGAAUUGCCAGAACUUGUUCUUAGAUUUAACAAUGCGUUGUUUGUUCAUAUGAAUCCAAUUCUAUUAGUAUUGUGUGCACAACAUGGCUGUGAAGCCAUUCUAUUCGAUACAAUCAACCAUCCCUUCCUCACAUUUUCCCUCUUCCGUCAAUUGAGCACUCAUGACAUUGGAGAGUUGAUGCAAUUCACAGAUAUGAAAUUUUACAGCAUCUUCCAUCCACUUGAUUUAUUCUCAAUUCUGUUGUGUGAAUCUGUGAAUUGUAACUUUUACAAUUUGGCCACAACUUUACAUAAUAAUCACUUGGUGAAUGCUACUUGUCCACUUCAUGCUAAGGAAAAGGUUUCCAAGCUUGAGAUUAUGCUGGAAAUUGCAUUAGAAAGAGAUUUGCCGAAAGCAUACUUCUUCCUGUUGGAGAAACUGGUCGAAAUGAAGAGAUUGUACAUUGAAGAAUUGACAGAUACCUACAAUCGAUUGAGUCAAUCUCUAGAUUCGAAUCCAAUUCGUGAAUUAGUUGAAGGUGAAGAUGCGUCAAAUGUUGGCUGGGUUCCAAUCUUUGAAGAAGAAGAACAGGAAAUGGAAUGGAGUGUCGAGAAGAAACUAGUCCAACGCUAUUUCCACACCAAAUUCAAACACUUUGUCUUGGAUUGUCCACGAAUUUUCUAUGAAGGAUUUUUGGGCAGUGGAAAAGUUGAUGAGCACAUCUUGCAAGUUCUCAAGAGAUUUGUUGGACAUUGCUCGACCAUUCCAGAGAGGGAGUUUAUUGUAGAGAAGUUUGUUUUGGCACUUGUUAGAAAUUUGGAUAAGGAUCUUCCAUAUGUGAUUGAUUGUUUGUCUGAGCAUGUGAAUGAGUUUUCGUAUGGUUUCUCCAGAGCUGUAUUUGGUAAUGAAGGUGUUGUAAAGAAUGGCAUUCUCAAAUCAGUUCAUAUCUUUAAAACAAUUGGUCAUCUAUUAGAAAGAGAGAAGAAUGAGAAGGAAAACAAUUCACAAGACUAUAUAUUUAGUAUUGAUCAAUUGAAAAGAAUUUUCGAGGAGAUGGAAUUCAGACACAACUUUAUGGCCCUUGACAACUUUAGAAAGAAACUUCUCUCCUAUAGAGAUAAGGAUUUAGUUUAA